Molecule: messenger RNA, 1421 nt
Organism: Odocoileus virginianus texanus
Lineage: Eukaryota; Metazoa; Chordata; Mammalia; Artiodactyla; Cervidae
Gene: C9H20orf173
Product: chromosome 9 C20orf173 homolog
Biological process (GO): sialylation
Cellular component (GO): membrane
Molecular function (GO): beta-galactoside (CMP) alpha-2,3-sialyltransferase activity
Source: RefSeq, a predicted model, not a curated record
AUGGGGACCAGCCGGAAAGGGGACGCCAGCGGGCCCGCCCCGGCAGCCUCCCGCUUCCGGCCUGGAGCUUGGGCCACGCCCCCUCUUUCCGCACGCAGGCGCAGCAAUGCCCACGCUUGGCCCCACCCCUUGCCCGCGUUCUCACUCAGGCCGUCCCGCCCACCUGUGCUGACACUGCCUUUGGCCGCUGGAACGGGCUCCCGCGGGGUGGUUGAGAGGCUCAACCUCCCUUCUGUGGGAAGGAUAGGGGACACACCAUAUGUUACCUCUCUGCCCUCACAUCUUCCAUCCCAGGCCCAGUUGGAGGGCCCUUUGGGGUCCCAGGUAGAGGAACCAGUUGGCCGCCUGCCACUGGAGCCAUCACCUGGGCCAGACAUGAGGUGCUGGUGGCAGAUUUUUGUCUUGUGCAUCUUCUGGAUACUCCUCUUAUGGCUGAUGGACCCCUGCCUGGAUCUGAAGACUGACUCAACACCCCAGGAAAAAUGGAUGGACAUGGCACCACAGCAUUGCAGCUGCCCUUGUUUCAAAUUCAGGCAAUGUGGCUGCCUGUCCGGGAGUCUCAAUCACUCAGUCUGCCACCACACGGCUGGAGAGCGCUGGUUUGAUGCAGUCUAUGAGAAGAUGAGGGGGUCCCUGAUGGGAGCAGCAGAGUCCAUGUGCCCUGGUGCUGUGCUCUGGUGGUCGGACCUGAACACAGCAAGUGAGCUGGGCAGAGUGUGGAAGAAGCUGCUCAAGGUGAUUCCCCCACCUUCAAUGAGCCAUUUUGAUUUCUUCUGUGGGACUUGUGCCCUGAUGGGGAAUUCAAAGAUCCUGCGGACUGCCAGUCUCAGCAACAACGUCAACCAACCCAGCAUGGUCUCCAGGAUGAACCAGGUCCCUGUUCAGGGCAUUGAGCUGCUGGGGAACCAAACCACGAGAUGCUCCGUCUCCCACAGGAAUGCCAGGGGCCAGGGUUCUUGGAGGCAGGUGCUGCUGCUGCUCCUGCAGCUCUUUGAUCUCGCAUGGACUUCAGAUGCUCUGAGUGAGGAGAUAGUGGUCUGGGAACCCAGACAUUCUUAGUGUGGCAGAUUUCUGAAGGCGGUCCAGUUCCCUAGUAGAAUGGAAGAUAGAAAAGACCAGGAUUCCCGCUUUGGAUCUGGAUCAGAAAAGCAAAGGAGGUGGUCCCCUUACUGGGAGGAUGUUCAUCAGACCAACAGAGAUUCUGUCCAUGCUCAGUAAGAAGCAGAAAUGGAGGUCAGCUAGAGUGGACAAGCUCGCCGUUCACACAAGUCCACACAAGUCCUUGUCCUUUGGGCCUGAAUGCAGGGGAGUCUUGGAGUUGCAGCAGGACUCUGGGGAUGUUCAGGGAUAAAGGUCAAGAGGAAAUUGUAUAGUGAUCAGUCUGGUACUGAAUAAAAUCCUGGCCUGACUCUCCUACCUUC